UUUCCCUGAGGCUUUAUUCCCAUGAUCCACGAUAUGAUGUUUUGCCGUGUUGUAUUUUCGUGCCGAUGAUAAGUGUACAGUUUGUGGGUAUUCUGUACCCAGCAUGUCGUUCUGUGCGUUUUACGCGUCCGCUGUACAUUCCUUUUAACUCGAACUCCGAAAAUGAAAUCUUUUUCUUAAUUUAACUAGAAAACCGCGUGUGAGUUAAUUGCGCUGCUAGCGUGUCGCAUAACGCGCCGAAAGGAAGAAGAAAAGCAGAAGAGAAAAGGAAGGAGUAUGUUUUUUGUUCGGAAGUUACGAGACUGGCAAUGAUUCGACGUUGAAGAUGACAUAAAUCUACGCUUAUUUCUGUAUAAAGGUGGAAGAGGGAAAACAAAAGAGAGAGAUACGAGAGAAAGAGAGGGAAAGAGAAAGAGAGAGAGAGAGAAAGAGAGGAAGAGAGAGAAAGGAAGAGAUGUGUCGGCGGAUAAAUUACUACAAUUUGCUUAAUAGCUAAUAGACUCAAAAUUACUGGUAUGCUUUUACGAUUCACUCACCAUGUCCGUAUAUGCGACGAUACUGCCUCUCAUCUUCCUGGGAUUAUUAGGAAUUACGUCUGCAAAAGAUAUUAAAGGUUCAGUCUUUUGUGAAUUUUACAAUGACACAAUGUGUGCAGAGAACGAACAAGAAUGUUCAGGAAGAGAAGAAUGUAUCCUACAUGAUCCAGAUAAACGUAAUCAUUGCUAUGUACUGUGGACACUGAACACCACUACUAAAGAAACAAUAAUUAAAUUAAAGGGUUGCUUUUUAGAUAACAAUGAUUGUUAUGGUAAACCGCUUUGUGUAGAGAAUAAUAUGGAAAGAAAAAAUGAAUUCUUUUUUUGUUGUUGCGAAGGCAAUAUGUGUAACCAAAACUUCUCUUGGGUUCCACAACCAACCACUAAGCCUACAGAACCAUCUGUUAUUCAUGAAUUAGAACCUAUGCCUAAUGCAAAGCAGCAAGCAAUAACACUUGCCCUUUUAAUAGCAAUCCCUAUACUUCUUACAAUUAGUUUAUUUUCUUUUUGGUGGCUCUAUCGUCGUCGAAAAUUGGGCUAUUUUAACGAGAUACCAACGCUGGAACCAGUACCAUUGCCACAACCCUCACCUAAUCUAGGUUUACGACCAAUACAACUUCUUGAGAUCAAAGCUCGAGGUCGUUUCGGAGCAGUUUGGAAAGCCCAAUUUAAAAAUGAGAUCGUGGCAGUUAAAGUUUUUCCCAUUCAAGAUAAGCAAUCUUGGCAGACUGAACAAGAGAUUUUUAAGCUUGCACAUAUGGAUCACGAGGACAUAUUACACUUUAUAGGUGUUGAAAAGCGUGGAGAUAAUCUACAAGCUGAAUUUUGGUUAAUCACCGCGUAUCACGAAAAAGGUUCACUGUGCGAUUAUUUAAAAGCAAACAUUGUAACAUGGCCUGAGAUGUGUAGAAUUGCAGAGUCCAUGGCAAGAGGUUUAAUGCAUCUACAUGAGGAAAUCCCAGCUAAUAAAGCAGAUGGCUAUAAACCAGCUGUAGCUCAUAGAGAUUUUAAGUCAAAAAACGUUUUACUCAAGGCUGACAUGAGUGCCUGUAUAGCAGAUUUUGGCUUGGCGCUUAUUUUUCAUCCGGGAAAACCUUGCGGUGAUACACACGGACAGGUUGGAACGCGAAGAUAUAUGGCACCAGAAGUUUUAGAAGGAGCAAUAAAUUUUACUAGAGAUUCAUUUUUACGAAUUGACAUGUAUGCCUGUGGGUUAGUUCUGUGGGAAUUAGCUUCAAGAUGUACUGUACAAAAUGGACCAAUUGGAGAAUAUCGACUACCAUUUGAGGACGAAGUUGGUCUCCAUCCUACUCUAGAAGAUAUGCAAGAAAGUGUUGUUCAUAAAAAAGAGAGACCACUCAUUUUAGAAACUUGGCGUAAACAUCCAGGCUUAUCAUCAAUUUGUGAUACAAUGGAAGAAUGUUGGGAUCACGAUGCCGAAGCACGCCUUUCUGCCUCGUGCGUAGUGGAACGAGUUGCUACUCUUGGUAGAGCUCUUGUAUUAAAUUCAACUACUUUGAUUCGUGUUGAUAAUACCAACGAGAUUAUUACUACCAAGGAAUCUAGUAUGUAGUUAGUGUCCAUUAAUAUAGUUUAUUUUAAUGGCACAACCAUUUUUUGUAUCAUAAUUUUGUUAUACGUAUCAAUGAGGAAUGUUGAAACAAUAGAAAAAAGACAAACAUA
Messenger RNA from Atta colombica, 2219 nucleotides. RefSeq names its product activin receptor type-2A (gene put). Bases 538 to 2109 code for a protein of 523 amino acids. Gene Ontology annotation, molecular function: metal ion binding; activin binding; ATP binding. The record is from RefSeq and is a predicted model, not a curated record. NCBI's taxonomy places the organism in Eukaryota, Metazoa, Arthropoda, Insecta, Hymenoptera, Formicidae. Gene Ontology annotation, cellular component: plasma membrane; activin receptor complex. The transcript is spliced from 9 exons. Gene Ontology annotation, biological process: protein phosphorylation; cellular response to growth factor stimulus; activin receptor signaling pathway.